Molecule: messenger RNA, 1544 nt
Organism: Hyaloscypha bicolor E
Lineage: Eukaryota; Fungi; Ascomycota; Leotiomycetes; Helotiales; Hyaloscyphaceae
Exons: 1
Coding region: 152-1219 (355 amino acids)
Molecular function (GO): protein binding
Source: RefSeq, a predicted model, not a curated record
CUUUUCCAACAACACCCAGAAGUCUUCAUCUUCGCGCAUUGUUAUUCCAACUGCUCUGAACCUUUUUCAAUACAACGCCAACACCCCUCACUCCCCCAAACAUUGUGACAGUCAAGCACUUCCUCGUCAUAUUCGAUAACUACACAAGAAAAUGCCUCUCGACCCAAAACUUCUCACCGCGGCUGUUAGUGCUCUCGUCGGAUGUCCUGUGAUUACGUAUGAGGAGCACCAACGCAAUCCCUCACUGGACUUUCAGCCGCUUGACAUGGUGGCAUUCCACAAGACGGUAUUAGUUGCACCAGCAGCGCCGCCAGGGCCGUCAUCGACACCAGGGCCGUCAUCGACACCAGGGCCGCCACCACCAGAGCCGUCAUCACCACCAGAGCCGUCAUCACCACCAGAGCCGUCACCACCACCAGGACAGUCACCACCAGGGCUGACGACACCGCCAACGCAACCGCCCCAAACGUACGCCUUGAUCCUGAGCUCAUUCACGAUCUUCGUCAAAACAUUAACAGGCGAAACGAUUACUAUCUGGGUCACACUAAGCGACACAUUUGGCAAUGUCAAGCACAAGAUCGCUGAGAAGUUGGGCCUUCCACCUGAGGAACAACGCCUCGUUUACGGUGGUAGACAGCUCGCAGACGGUCUUACUCUGCGCGACUAUGGUGUUCAACGAGAUUCGACUAUCCACCUAGCUCUUCGAAUCCGGGGCGGUGGCCCCUCAGGAAUGUACCUCCCGCAGGGCUUUCUUGAUCCGCCUUACGACUACGACUUUACGCAUAUCAAUGAUGCUGGUACCACAUACUAUCGUGGUGGAGAUGUAUACAAGCGUCCUUGUGGAUGGCUGCGCUAUGCGCUCAAGGCGAGCGGCAAGUUUGACUCAGAUACUUGGCUGGGUAGUGUAAACGGGCUUGGCGAAUGGCCAGUUUCGUAUCACGGCACAGGCAAGCAAAACGCAGAAUCUAUUGCUGAAGCGGGUUACAAAUUGGCCAAAGGGGUUCAUUUUGCAUUUGGUCAAGGGAUCUAUUCGUCACCGAAUCACACCACCGCUGAGGCGUACGCCAAAGAGUUUUCGGCUCAAGGGAGGAGGUAUAAAGUCAUCCUUCAGAAUCGGGUGAAUCCAGUCAAUCUUCACAGGGUUGCCAGCAACGAUUAUUGGAUCAGUCCUGGGGAUGACGAUCUCCGUCCAUACGGAUUAUGUAUCAAGGAGCUUUAACUGAUUAGUUAUACUAAGCGGUUGCACCGUUGCGGUUUAAGAAGCAAGCGGGGUGUCAAUUAGGAGCACUGACCUAAAGAAAGCCUGAAAAUUUAGCGAUUAAGCACCUGGAACUUAUUUUCCUCGUGCGCAAUAAUCGCCUCGCUUAUCCCAUGCUUCAAAACUAGAGCUCUUAUCCGUUGCGCUGCGGCCAGGUGCGGACCUCGCUAAACUUAAGGAACACCAAAACUCACACGCUUCCAUUUCCAAUUGCUAUACCAAACCUUUAUAGCAGUUCUAACAAAUAUGGUAUACUUGUAGUGUAGAGGGACAAUUAACAAUCUAU